Fonsecaea nubica is the source of this 1704-nucleotide messenger RNA. RefSeq lists its product as hypothetical. The record is from RefSeq and is a predicted model, not a curated record. Gene Ontology annotation, molecular function: transmembrane transporter activity. Gene Ontology annotation, biological process: transmembrane transport. Lineage: Eukaryota; Fungi; Ascomycota; Eurotiomycetes; Chaetothyriales; Herpotrichiellaceae. The coding region runs from base 1 to 1704 and encodes 567 amino acids. The transcript has a single exon.
AUGUCCAACUCCCCAACCAACUCGUCCACCUUCACCCUCACAAACGAUGUCGAGAGCCAGAAAAGUGGCCCUUCGAGUAAGAAGGUGCCGCAUUGGCGCCUCGUGGCCAGCCAGACCCUCAUCACAGACGAAGUCUUGAACCAUCGAUACCAGGGCUCGGGAACAGAGGAGGAUCCCUAUAUUGUCGAGUUCAUCCCCUCGGAUCCUCGCAAUCCCAUGGAAUUUCCGGAUUGGAAGAAAUGGGCCCUCACUCUGACUGUCGCUUUUGCAACUCUGGCCGUGGCGUUUGUUUCCACGGCAUACACUGCCAGCGUAGUGCAGCUCAUCCAGGCCUUUGAUUGCAGUCAAGAGGUCGCAACGCUGGGGGUAUCUCUUUUCGUCCUGGGCUUCGCUAUUGGACCGCUUCUCUGGGCGCCGUUGUCAGAGCUGUAUGGCCGUCAAGUCCUCUUCUUCGGCACAUACGCCGUUCUUACCGUAUUCAAUGCGGGCGCAGCUGGAGUGAACACCAUGGCAGGUGUGCUCGUGAUGCGAUUCUUUGCGGGCACUUUCGGCGCUUCUCCUCUCACCAACGCCGGCGGCGUCAUCGCCGACAUAUUUCCCUCCAGUCAACGAGGCCUGGGGAUGAGCAUCUUCGCUGCCGCUCCCUUCCUGGGUCCUUGCAUCGGCCCCAUAGUUGGAGGCUUCAUCUCUGAGACAAUCGGUUGGCGUUGGGUCGAGGGUGUAAUGGCCAUCUUCACGGGUUGCCUUUGGAUCUUCGGCACCUUGGUCAUCCCAGAAACCUAUGCCCCUGUCAUCCUGUCGCGCCGGGCCAAGGCAUUGAGCAAGCGAACGGGUAAGGUCUAUAUCUCGGUUAUCGAGAGACGACAAGGCAAAAUCACGCCUCAGGCCGCCUUCUCCAAGGCCAUCUCGAGGCCCUGGGCGUUGCUCUUCCUUGAACCAAUCGUCCUUCUCAUCUCCAUAUAUAUGGCGAUUCUGUACGGCACGCUGUAUAUGCUCUUCGGUGCUUUCCCCAUUGUCUUUGAAGAGGAACGAGGCUGGUCGCAGGGCAUUGGUGGCCUCGCCUUCUCCGGUGUCGCGGUCGGAAUGAUCUCGGGCACCGCCUACGCCAUCUGGGACAACAAGCGCUAUGCCCGCAUUGAAGCAGAGCAUGGGGGAGAGGCGCCGGCCGAAGCACGUCUUCCUCCUGCCGCUGUGGGAGCCAUCGCCAUCCCCUUGGGCAUGUUUUGGUUUGCAUGGACCAACUACCCUUCGAUCCACUGGAUUGUCUGCAUCAUCGCCUCAGCGCCCUUCGGUUUCGGCAUGGUCAAUGUCUUCCUCGCGUGCAUGAAUUACCUCAUCGACUCAUACACCAUUUACGCCGCGUCAGUGCUGGCGGCCAACUCGGUCCUGCGAUCCCUGUUCGGCGCCGUCUUCCCCCUCUUCACCGUCCAAAUGUAUCACAAUCUCGGCAUCCACUGGGCCAGUUCGAUACCUGCGUUCCUGGCACUCGCCUGCGCCCCGUUUCCGUUCAUCUUCUACAAGUAUGGUGAGAGCAUUCGGAUGAAGUGCAAGUAUUCCGCCCAGGCACAUGAAGUAAUGCAACAGAUCAGAUCGCAGAACAGGCAAGGUCAAGUGCCGGUGGAGGAGGACGAAGACGACCACCAACAAGAACAACAAGAGACUGAGACCGAGAAGGUCAAAGAGAAGACUGAAACUCAGACAUAG